UCAUUUUUUGUUGGUGGCUAUCCGCAGAUAACGUGAUCAUGACGGCAUGGGCUAAAGGCGAGGAAAAGUUUCAAAGAAUAAAAAAUUGGUGAUAAAGACGGUUUACUGUACGUUUGCGUGUAUACAACCAAUUCAAAAUUCAAAUUUACGGUGCUCAUUUCCCCCAAAUUCGUUUCCAUGGUGCAAAACUGAUACGUUCGAAGAAUGAUUCUGAACGUGGCUAACUUUUAAUUAAAUUCGACGCAGUAUCACUCAUUCUCCAUCGUGGUUACGAUGAAGACGAAAUUUAAGAUCAUAGGGCUGGCUCUUGCACUUGUUGCGGUAACCUGGGUGUACAGGGAAUACGGAAGAAAUGGUGUACAAGACAAUAUUAAGAUCCUACCAAUAAGCCUGAAUCUUGGCCAAGGAGGAAAUUAUGAUCCUGUGCUUAGAAAAGAGGGAUCCGAUUCGCAGGAAUUAAACCCCUUUCACUCUUCAAUGGAAGCUAGACAGAACGCACGCAAACGGCUGAUUGAGGAGUUCUGUAGAAAGACUGGGCACAAUACCAUGCCAGUCCCACGUCACAUCGACGUGAUCGAAUCUCUAAAUAUGCUCUACUGUGUUACGCCAAAAGUCGGAUCCAGGCAAUGGAGAGCAAUGCUGCUUCGUUUUACAGAUGGACCACCCCAUGAGACUCUUCUGGACUACCCUCAAGACCACCGGGAACACAUGCUGAAAAACUAUUUCAAGUUUACAUUUGUUCGGGAGCCCUUCGAGCGACUUCUCUCCGCAUACAAGGACAAGUUUGUGUACAUCCGGGGCAUUGACCAUCGAAUGUUGAAACUUCAUGGACGAGAGAUUCUCAAGCACUUCCGGCCCAACGCAACUGAGCAUGCGCGUGAAAAGCUCGAUGACAUCACUUUCAAGGAAUUUAUAGAAUAUUUAGUGACCAAGGGAAGCAAUGAGAGCAGUCCGAUAAUGGACUGGCAUUGGGACAACUACUUGCAUACUUGUGGCAUGUGUGCAAUGAAGUACGACUUCAUUGGUCAUUAUGAAACCUUUAAUCAAGAUAUUGAAGAUUUCAAAAAAGCAGCAAAGUUAUCUCCUGAUCAAGCAAAACGUUUUAAGGCUCAAGAGAAAAAUAUCUCCAGUACAGCUACAUCUAUGCUCGGUUACUACUCGAAGCUUCCCUUAAAAUGGAUCAACAAGUUAGCUGACUUAUACAGGCCCACCUUGGAAAUGUUUGACUACAAGUUCCCAGGGCCUCUUAAGACUCUUUUUGAAAACGAGGCCAAUUAGUGAGAAGCUACUUUUAUUUUUUUUGUGAAGUAACAACAAUGUUUAAAGGAUCUUUUUUUUUACUUCCAGGAGGCAUCGUCUCAAAAUAACGCAUUUAUCUGUUUAGCAACUGUAAUGUAACUUAAAUUUGCUAAGCUUGAAAUUGGCCUGUGCACCAGAAAGGAAUGACCGGUGAUUGUUGCGUUUUCAAAUUUCUCCGGCGUAGUGUCGACGGGUCCGAAGUACAAAAGUAGUCAGUAACCUAUAUAACAAGUUCAAAAUUCAAUUUCACAUCGUUUUAUUAAUAUAUAUGUAGGAAAUUUAUGUACCAUGAAGGUUGAAAGAUUAAUACGUUUAAAAAUGUUAAAAAAAAUUAAAGGAAAGGGAGCUGAAACAUAGCUAGUGCCAAGAAAUCAAUGAAGUAACUACUUUGUAAUUAACUACUGCCAAGUAUGUUUAUGAAAUUUUCCAUUCUUCCGAGUCAAUCACGAAGAAAUUGCAAGAAAGAUAAAUAAAUAUAAAAGAAUUUUAAGUACAGAUAUUAAUGACAAAAUAGUUUUUGUAAUUUUCAAAUUUGUCCUCGUGCUCAUUAUUGGUUCCAGUCUGUACUUCAUAUAUGCGUCACUAUACUUUGCUGGGAGUAAUUAAUGUUCUAUGUUAAGAGUGCCUAGGGCGUACAGAGGCGUCAUAACUAGGGACGAGACGACACCCUCUGAAGAAAUCCAAACAUUUAUCAUAAAUGGAGAUUUCCGUUGCAAUUGAACAUAGCCGCUGGAAUAUGACUUAGAAACGAUUAGAUGCUCUUUUAUCUCUUUAAAUUUACACACUGCUGUAUUUUGUAAACGUCCAACAGCGCAGUGGCUUCAUAAGUUCCAAUCAAGAUUGCAAAAAUAAAUAAACCUGGCGACCCGCGGGAAAUUUGAACUCCUAACAUAACAAAAACGAAACUCCCAAUAUUCAGAAGAGACAGGUAAGACUUAUUUACUUGAAGCCGCUGAAACGAUUGAACGCAAACAAAGCUAAGCGUAUUUCCAUAUUAAACAUUUUAUUGUAUUUCUCUAAACGGAAACUUCUGAUUUGGAACAUAAAUAAAUAACUUUAAUUACAUGUCAAAUACAUCUAGUGCGAUAGGCACUAAUUGUGGACACACUAAAUUAUAGAACAUAAAAAAUUUACUCAGAAUUUACAUUAGCUGCUAGAUAAUUCAUAAAGAUGCUAAUAGGAUUCUUCGCUCGCUAACCUUCUUUGUAAGUUCAAUUUUCAUGCAUGAAUAUACGUAUUGGACAGGUAAA
Messenger RNA from Orbicella faveolata, 2549 nucleotides. RefSeq names its product carbohydrate sulfotransferase 11-like. Gene Ontology annotation, cellular component: membrane. Gene Ontology annotation, biological process: carbohydrate biosynthetic process. Gene Ontology annotation, molecular function: sulfotransferase activity. NCBI's taxonomy places the organism in Eukaryota, Metazoa, Cnidaria, Anthozoa, Scleractinia, Merulinidae. The record is from RefSeq and is a predicted model, not a curated record.